AUGAAAUAUUCAAUGUUGGUUUCUAUGAGAAUAACAAUUAGGUGUCUUAUGUGUGAUAGCAUUGCUGAAUAUUCUGAUGAACCUCUUAAUUCAGGUUUUAAUUUGUUAGCUGCAGGCUCAAGUUUGAAAAGAUUUUUCCAAAAUUUGACUACAGAAGCAGAGGAGAGUGCAAAAGACACACCAUGGAAU
Entrophospora candida is the source of this 189-nucleotide messenger RNA. The record is from the annotation of a GenBank genome assembly. NCBI's taxonomy places the organism in Eukaryota, Fungi, Glomeromycota, Glomeromycetes, Entrophosporales, Entrophosporaceae.